Messenger RNA from Postia placenta MAD-698-R-SB12, 1866 nucleotides. RefSeq lists its product as hypothetical. The transcript is spliced from 2 exons. The record is from RefSeq and is a predicted model, not a curated record. The coding region runs from base 1 to 1866 and encodes 621 amino acids. NCBI's taxonomy places the organism in Eukaryota, Fungi, Basidiomycota, Agaricomycetes, Polyporales, Adustoporiaceae.
AUGAUCAAGCGUGCACGAGAUAUCUACGACACUCCUGUGUCCAUAACCCCGCCCUCGAACCGCAAGCGCGCUCGUAUCGACCCUGGCACAAGCAGUCCUACGCGUCCUCGCAUUUCUGCGCUUUCUCCUUAUGUCGGCUCUCACUUUCCGAGCACACCUUACGCCUAUUCGAUUCCAUCCGACUCACCGUCCAAUCCGUUUGGCCUCAAACGCACCUUGGCGGCGCUCACGCUGCCACGGGCAACCGGCUUCGGGAAGCACCUCCCGCUCCGCUUCCAGCUGGCUCACGAGGACAAGAAGGGCAAAGGGAAGGCGCAGACGAAGGAGCCGUCGGCGGAUCUCGAUGGUGUGUACCGCAUCGUGCAGGUGCCGACGAACUACACGUUCCGCCACCUGCAUAAACUCAUUCUCUUCCUACUUGCGUGUGACGCGCACUGGGAGAAGCCGCCUGGUACCACGAUGCCCACACGCCACAGACGCAGCGAGCGACUGCGUAGCGCACCGUCAACGUACAUGCGCGCAAUGCUUGUGGGUGCGCCGGGCCCAGGAUUGAUACCCAGGAGGCAGGACAAGGGCAAAGCAAGGAUGGAUAAUCCACCCAAACCAGCAGUGGCCACGAAGGUCCCGGAGGACUGGGCUGGUCACGUCUUCGAGGUGCGUCAUGACAUCGCGCUAUACAGAAGCGGAUACAAGCCGGGCGUCGUGAAACCAUAUGUCGGGGCUACACGCGUCCGCCUGUCGAGCGUACGCGAUCGAAAGCUGUUCCCCGAUCUGUUCCCGGACGACCGCCAGCCGGUGGCGGAUGAGGAUAUCUUUGGCAGCCCCAGCUCAAGUCGCCUACGAAUGGCAGAGGCAGACACGCAGGUUCCCGGCUUCGACGACGAUGGCGACGAGAUCGAGUGGAGGUGGGAGGCAGAAGAUGACUACACGGUUCGACAGGUGUGGCCAGAUGGGCCUGACCUCUCGCGUGGCAUCAUAUAUCACCACCUCCCCGGCAUCUCGAUCCAUAUUACCAUAAACACCGCGCGCGUGCCGCCGCGUAAGGGUGUGGGCAAUCAGCCCUUCGUCUUUCGCUGGCGGGGGAGUGCGCGAGGCGCUAUUCGCAUCGCGCAUACCGUGCCCAAGAAUUCGCGGAUACUGUCCCAUGACCGGGGCGACGGCGAUGACGUACUAGAAUCAGAGAUCUUUGAGGAUGAGGUUGAGAGUGACACGAAGCGUCUACGGAAGUGGAACGAACGUAAUGCCUUCGCGCGGUUCCUGGCGCGUGAGGGCGAGCGCGAAAGUGCAUUGCUACGACCUCUACGAGGGAAUUCACCUGCGAGACCACGUACGUCGAAUCCAUUCGACAGCUCGCCUAUCCGACCCGAAGCUGUGGCUGGAAGACGAGAAUUAUCACCUUUACCCCCGUCCUCCCCGCCGUCUUCAAGCCCCGCGACGCUGCCCCAGCUGUCUAGCGCCUCGCGCUCCGCAUAUAGCUCCGCAUCGCCGUACUCGGCGCGACGCGGCUUUGCCGUCUCACUAUCAGCACAUGCGUUCUCCGCGUUGCCUGUGAUCACACCCGGACCAGCACAUCCCGCGCUUGCACGUCGCGUCGCGCGUGCCUCGCGUCGCCUGGAGCGUCUGACGCAAAGCGGGCUCGCAGACAUGAGCGGUAGCGAGGAAGAGGUGGACGAGCUCGAUGGCGAUGUCUUGUUCGCCGAAGAUGCGAGCGAGGUGCCAGAACUGGAGCCGGGGCAGGCUGGAGAUGUUGCCCUGGCAGAAGAAGAUACACGUGAAGGAGAUGUGCACAACCCGCAGAUGGGCACGCAGUGGGUUGGGCAGGGACGCGAGGAAGAUUGGGACCCAUUCGGAGAAGAUGAGGUUUGA